This is a messenger RNA of Ipomoea nil (Japanese morning glory), 1866 nucleotides long. RefSeq names its product pentatricopeptide repeat-containing protein At4g32430, mitochondrial-like. The record is from RefSeq and is a predicted model, not a curated record. Gene Ontology annotation, biological process: RNA modification. NCBI's taxonomy places the organism in Eukaryota, Viridiplantae, Streptophyta, Magnoliopsida, Solanales, Convolvulaceae. Bases 263 to 1762 code for a protein of 499 amino acids. Gene Ontology annotation, molecular function: protein binding; RNA binding. The transcript has 2 exons.
UUCAUUUGUUCGUCCGAUGUGGGAACGGUAACACUACUUUAGCCCAGCUUCUUUUCUAUGCUUCCACUGCAUCCUCUGUCGUCGUCGUUUCUCCUCCGGACAGCAGACAACGCCACUGCCUCCAUCGCCGGCGACAGCUUGAGCUCCGUCGACAAUGAUUCCACCACACGUAGUUUAUUAAUUUUAAUUUUAUCAGUUGGGUUUUUCUCUCUCAAAUAUUUAUGUGGACUGGGUUCAUUGCCAUUAGAGUUUAUUGUCUCCAAUGUUUACCUGCCAACUGAAUCCCAAAGCUCUCCAGAGAAUAGCCAGGCAACCGUCCCAGUUGGUGAAGACAUUGUGCUCUUUUCAGAAUGAGCACCACGUGUUUGAUAGAAGUCCUAGACUAACUCUUAAGUCUAUACACCAUUCCAUGUUUAAUUUUAUUCACCAGAGCCGAUUUGAAGCUCUUAAAGUUUUCAAGAAACAGUUUCAAAUGGGUGUCUCAGAGAUUGAUGAGGUUGCCAUCGCGUUAGCUCUCAAGGCAUGCAAAGGUGACUUGAAAUUUGGGUCUCAAUUACAUAGUCUUACUAUAAGAAGUGGAUUAUUUUCUUAUAUUACCAACCCGAAUUCAUUGAUGAAUAUGUAUUGCAAAUCUGGACAGUUCAGUCAUGCCAUGCUUAUUUUUGAGGACAUGGAGAAUCCUGAUACUGUUUCAUAUAAUACGGUGCUUUCUGGGUGUGAAAAUGGAGGAGAUGCAUUGUGUUUUGCACAUAGAAUGCAUGCACUUGGGGUUACUUUCGAUGCAGUGAGUUAUACAACAGCUCUCUCUCAUUGUACGACUCAAGAAAUGUUCAUAGUUGGAAGUCAAUUGCAUUCUUGUGUAAUAAAGUCCGGAUUGGAAUUUGAGGUUUUUAUUGGGAAUGCACUUGUGACUAUGUAUUUGAAGUGGGGGAAAAUUGUAGAAGCUGAAAGAGUAUUUCGUGAAAUGCCAAGUAAAGACUUGGUUUCAUGGAAUACCCUAGUUGGAAGUCAAUUGCAUUCUUGUGUAAUAAAGUCCGGAUUGGAAUUUGAGGGUUUUAUUGGGAAUGCACUUGUGACUAUGUAUUUAAAGUGGGGGAAAAUUGUAGAAGCUGAAAGACUAGUGCAGUUUCAGCUUGUGGGCAGCAAAGAGAUUUGGAAUUUGGUAAGCAGAUACAUGGUUUUGCUAUCAAGAGGGCCUACGGAACUCAUGUUUCGGUUUGAGAUUUUUAACUCAAUGACGAGAGAUUUCUCUAUCGAACCGUCUGCAGAGCAUUACUCUUGUGUGGUUGAUAUGUUGGGCCGUGCAGGGCGGCUAAAUGAGGCUGAACAAUUCAUGUCCCGAAUUCCAGGAGGACCGGGAAUCUCUGCACUUCAAAGCCUGCUUGGUUCUUGCAGGACUCAUGGCAAUGUAGAGAUGGCUAAGAGGGUAGGCGAAGCCCUGAUCGCUUUGGAACCCGAGCAUUCAGGUUCGUUCGUGUUGAUGUCGAAUUUGUAUGCUGAGAAGGGGCAGUGGGAGAAGGUAGCAAACAUCAGAAAGGGGAUGAGAUGUAGGGGAGUGAAGAAAGAGGUAGCAUUUAGUUGGGUUGAUGUAGGAAGCUUUGAUGAUUCUCUGAAUCUGCAUGGGUUUUCAUCAGAUGUCAAGUCUCAUCCAUUGUCUGAGGAAAUUUAUAGGAUGGUGGAGUGGCUUGGAUCAGAGAUGAAACAUUUAGAGGAAGAUGAAGAUGAUAGAUACAACAGGUUUGUAGCAUGUGGUCAUAUUUGACUCAAAAGGUAGAGUAGUUCCAUUUUUGAGAUUAUAAUUGUAGUUGUAACUAAAAAUAUAAUAUUUAGAAUAGUCAUUUGAUAUUUUGAUGUUUACAUUUUUUC